Messenger RNA from Heterobasidion irregulare TC 32-1, 3645 nucleotides. RefSeq lists its product as uncharacterized. The record is from RefSeq and is a predicted model, not a curated record. Gene Ontology annotation, biological process: regulation of ARF protein signal transduction. Bases 1 to 3465 code for a protein of 1154 amino acids. The transcript is spliced from 13 exons. Lineage: Eukaryota; Fungi; Basidiomycota; Agaricomycetes; Russulales; Bondarzewiaceae. Gene Ontology annotation, molecular function: guanyl-nucleotide exchange factor activity.
AUGGGAUCGAGCACGGCGCGGACAGGCCAGAUACCCCUCAAGUGUGCGUCUCCCUCGCACAGUUCUGCUUGUGUCCCCUUUUCAGUGUUCUGCACGCGAGCAAGCUCUCUCCCGAGCACCCCAGCCCAGGGGCAUCAUGCUCCUCCGGCACACACGAUGACGAUCAACGACCUCUUCCUCAAGGAUGCCUUCCUCGUCUUCCGAUCCAUGUGCAAGCUCACAAUGAAGCCCCUCAGCUCGAAAAGCGAGCGCGACCUCAAGUCGCACGCGAUGUGCUCCAAGCUGCUCUCCCUGUACACGGUACUCGUCAUCCUCAACGCGCACAUGGACGUCUUCGUCUUGCCCUCGUCGCUCAUCCACUCGAGCUCGUCCCACGAGGCGACGCCGUUCGUGCAGAUGGCAAACCAGUACCUCUGCCUCAGCCUCAGCAGGAAAGCAGCCAGCCCUGUCCUGCAGGCGUUCGAGAUCAGCGUCGAGAUAUUUUGGCGCGUGAUCACGGGCCUCCGGACGAAGCUCAAGGUGCACAUGCGCAAAGAGAUCGAGGUCCCGUUCCACGAGAUCUUUUUCCCAAUCCUCGAGAUGAAGACGUCGACGCUGAAGCAGAAGGCCGCCAUCUUGGGUAUGCUGUCACGCCUUUGUCACGAUCCGCAGGCACUCGUCGAGAUUUAUCUCAACUAUAAUUGCGACAGCCAAGUCGCAGACAACAUCUACGAGCACCUCAUGAACAUCAUCACCAAGAUCGGCACCAGCAUGCUCCCGUCCGCCGCGCAGCAGAAGCCGGCGGACCCUGCGAGCCCCGCGCUGACACCCACGAGCAAGGUGCACGCGCCGGGCAUCCCGCCGUCACUCGUGACGUCCGCCGUGGCCGUCUCAGGCUCGCUCGAUACAUCCGCGCUCGGCCACUCGGAGCAGCAGCUCUGCCGCCAGAGCCUCGAGUGCCUCACUGCCGUGCUACGCUCGCUCGUCGCGUGGGGCACCACGCCCGACUCGGCGUUGGCCGCGGCCGCGGCGAGUGCGUGGCGCACCAGCGUCGGCGAGGACGGGUGCCCUGAGGGAUUGACGCCCGACGCGUCGCAGUCACUGGAUAGGCUCCCGACGGGUGGCCCGAGCGCGGAGGCGACGAGGCAGCCGACGCCAGGUAUCCACGACGACCCGGGCCGGUUCGAGAGCGCGAAGCAGAAGAAGACGAUGUUGCUGGAGGGCGUCAAGAAGUUCAACCUUAAGCCGAAGCGAACGGGGUUCAUUCUGAGUAAGGCGCCGCAGGAUGUCACACGGUUCUUGUUGCAUACCGAUGGGCUGAGCAAGUCGAUGAUCGGUGAGUACCUCGGCGAAGGGAGAACAUCGCGACCAUGUACACGUUCGUCAACAUGCUCGACCUGCGGAGCAUGCCCUUCGUCGACGCGCUGCACGUCUACCUGCAGGCGUUCCGCCUGCCCGGGGAAGCGCAGAAGAUCAAUCGGUUCAUGCUCAAGUUCGCCGAGCGCUACAUCGAGGGCAAUGCGAACACACCGUUCGCGAACGCCGAUGCGUGUCCCGCGCGCUGCUCAUCCGCGCGCGCGUCUGACGCGCCACGGCCCCGUUCCCGUUGCAGACACCGCCUACGUGAUCUCGUACUCGGUCAUCCUGCUCAACACGGAUGCGCACAAUCCGCAGGUGAAGAAGCGCAUGACGCGCGCAGACUUCGUGAAGAACACCCGCGGGAUCAACGAGGGCGCGGAUCUCCCCGAGGAGCUGCUGUCCGCCAUCUUUGACGACAUCGUGAACAAUGGGAUCCGGAUCAAGGAUGAGGUGGACUCGAGCCUGGUCGCGUCGCUCGCGCCGGGUGCGGGGCUGGCGAGCGCGCUCGCCACGGUCGGGCAGGACUUGCAGAGGGAGGCGUAUAUGCUGCAGUCGAACGGCAUGGCGAACAAGACCGAGGAGACGGACAACCUGGAUGUCGUGGAGCUCUGCCUCGACGGCUUCCGGAAUGCGAUCCGGAUCGUGUGCUUCUUCGACCUCGAGCUGGAGCGCAACGCGUUCGUGACGACGCUCGCAAAGUUCACGUUCCUGAACAACCUCGGGGAGAUGAAGACAAAGAACAUGGAGGCGGCCCAGAUGCUUCUCGACGUCACAGUCAUGGAGGGCAAUAACCUCAAGGGCUCGUGGCGCGAGGUGCUCUCGUGCGUGAGCCAGCUGGAGCAUAUGCAGUUGAUCAGCAGCGGCGUUGACGUCCUGGAUGCGCGCAAAGGUUACGUCACGCGUGCUCCGAUCGUGUUUGCGUGGACGCGUGUCGACUUCAAACUCUGCUCUACGCGCACGAGACGACUUGUAAUCAUAACCAUGACAGACCCCUGCUCCUGUACUUGUGCCGCUCGGGUAUAUCAUGAGAGACUUUACGCGUGCGCUAACCUCGGUAUGGCAUAUUACUUCUUGUCCUUCAAGCUCUCCCACCAUGUUUCAUUUGUCUGCAAGUUUCGACAUUCCUACCUCGCAGCCUUCCAAGUUUCAACUCGGUCGGUCGGAUUGGCAAGGUCCCACGGCGCCCUCUAUGUUGUUAGCAACACGACAGCUCAGGCAACUCGGUAUUUUAGUAGAAGAUCGUCGUCGUCCCUACAAGAACCUUUUGCAUUCAAGCUUUCGAUGCCUUCCGUGUCACAGGAGUGCCUCAAUGCCCUCGCCUCCCGGGUCAAAUCUUCACUCAAGCUCUCGCGCACGCUCAAAGUUCAACAGGCUGCUGCGCAGAGUACCAUCUCCAUGCUCAAGUCGAAGGUUUCCUCGCUCGGGUCACUCGCCCAGGCAUCCCAGACCGUGUCACCGCCGAGAUCCUGUGCAUGCCCGACGCCACUCUUGCCCUCUCGACCCGCUCGAGCGUCGAACCUAACCCUCGAUCCCGCCUGCGCACGCUCGGUUCUCUUCAGUACACGCAUCCAUUUGCCUGCGACCCAAAGUUAUAUGCGGAGAGGGAGGCCGAGAGUCACCAAGGCGUGUACCUACCGCUCUGAUCCUUUCUGCCUACCCCUUGUUCGACCUGCGACCCUGCGACGCCCUCGAUCUCUGACGCCAAGCCCGUUCGCUCACUUGAUUCCCUCAAUAGCCAAUUCUGCCUUUGUGCCCAUGCGUGAACGCGCGACCCCUCGACGCCAUGCACCCGCCUUUGCAUGCUAUCCCCCCCACACCUGCCCGCCACCGAAUGCCCUCGAUCCCUUUCAUCCCUUGAGCUCACGCAUCCGCCUUCGCCUGCGACCCAGAUCCGACCCAGAUCCGCUUCCGCAUGACUCAUCCAGCUCGCGCACGCGUGCACGCACAACCUCUCGACGGCCCCUCGACCACUCCUCCCUCGUCCUGGAUCGUUGCCGAAACCACAGGCACACUCGACCCCGUGCGCGCUUGACCCCUCAUCCCCUCAUCCUCGUCGCCCUCGUCCUCUCGAGUUUGCGCACACUCGAUCUCACAUUCGUCAACAGUCCCAUCCUCGACCUAACCUAACUGGCUGGUAGCGUAGGAAGAAGAGGACCGGCGGCGGCGGCGGCGGCGGCUGAGAGACGGGCUGGGAACAUGGAUGGGCGUGGAGGACGAGGAAAUUUAUGGGGAGAUGCACGCUCGCUGAGCAGGACGAGCGUCAUGAAGCCCACGCACUCCACGUUUCCGGCCGUGCAUCCCUUCGAC